CUAUAAGUGAAACUGCUCGAAAAAAUAAAACAGUAGUGCUACACAAAAUAUUAUUAUUAUUUUUGUUAACGACUAGUAGAUUUAGUGCUUAUUAUAAUUGGUGCUCUCAAACAACGACGAACAUAAAUCAUGAGAAUAGUAAUAUUAUGCAGUAUUUUGGUUUCGGUGUUAGCGGCCCCACAGCGGGGCGGUGGAGGAGACGAGUCUCAAGCAACAAUAAUACGACAAAACUUUGACCUGCAGCCUGACGGUAGUUAUAUAAGCAGCUAUGAGACUUCUAAUGGAAUCAAAAGCGAUGAACAAGGUAACUUGAAACGCUCAUCUGAUCCGCAAGGCGGCGACGUAGUGGUUGUCCAAGGAGCCUUCAGCUACACAUCACCCGACGGCACGCCAAUCCAGCUAAACUACGUUGCUGACGACGUCUUGGGCUUCGUACCGCAGGGCGCCCAUCUGCCAACACCUCCUCCAAUUCCACCAGAGAUCCAGAAAGCGCUCGAUUACCUCGCCACGUUGCCAUCUACAACGGAAAGAAACGGAUAAGCAGCACACUUUAAAACUCCACAAACGAUCUGAUACUUUGCACACUGAUUCAUGUAGAUCCGUUUUGUUAAUCGACUGAUUUUAAAUUCCAAAGACCUUGUCAGUACUGUCGAAGUUUUGCGAAAAGUUUAAAAGUAUAAAAAUUUAAAUCUGAUUUGCUGCUGUAUUGAUUUUUAUAUCACAAACAUUGACGGAAGUGGCAUGAAUCGUAGUGCUCGACUCUACCUACUAAAAAAGAAAAAUGAACUGUGGUUUCUUUGUUAUAUAAUUGCA
This is a messenger RNA of Ctenocephalides felis (cat flea), 813 nucleotides long. RefSeq names its product endocuticle structural glycoprotein ABD-4-like. The record is from RefSeq and is a predicted model, not a curated record. Gene Ontology annotation, molecular function: structural constituent of chitin-based larval cuticle. The coding region runs from base 130 to 540 and encodes 136 amino acids. NCBI's taxonomy places the organism in Eukaryota, Metazoa, Arthropoda, Insecta, Siphonaptera, Pulicidae. The transcript is spliced from 3 exons. Gene Ontology annotation, cellular component: chitin-based extracellular matrix.